This is a messenger RNA of Monoraphidium neglectum, 318 nucleotides long. RefSeq lists its product as hypothetical. The record is from RefSeq and is a predicted model, not a curated record. The transcript is spliced from 2 exons. NCBI's taxonomy places the organism in Eukaryota, Viridiplantae, Chlorophyta, Chlorophyceae, Sphaeropleales, Selenastraceae. The coding region runs from base 1 to 318 and encodes 105 amino acids.
AUGCAGGUCUCGGACGACUGGGAGACUGCCGAGCAGCGGGGCGCCCCCGUCGUGGACGGCGUGCUGCAGCUGGGCUACCGCGGCAACAGCUACCUGGAGUCUGGCCAGGCGCAGCGCAGCGUGAGCUCCUCCCUCGACAACCGCGCCUACCGGUGCUCGGAGCUCUGGUCCCCCGAGUGCGACGCGACGUGGAACCGCUGGCAGUCGCCCAUACUGGCCGGCGGCGGCAUCGGCGGCUACGGCGGCUUCGGCCCGUACGGCGGCAUGUGGGGCGGCGGUUGGGGCGGCCGUUACUUUGGCCGCCGCAGGUGGGUCUAG